AGAUGAGGAGAGCAUUGCUGUGACGUCAGAGGCUUAUUUGCAUGCGGGCUCGUAUAUAUGAAGCGCGCUCGGCGCAGCGAACGGCAGUCUGACCUCGACUCGCGGAGACUAAGGUGUUCUUACGUAACCGGAACCAGAUUCUUCAAGCAUGGCUGACAAACCAGACGUCUCAGAAGUUACUACCUUCGACAAGUCCAAGCUGAAGAAGACCGAGACGGAUGAGAAGAACACACUACCAACCAAAGAAACCAUCGAGCAGGAGAAGUCUUCUUGAGCCCAGCCCACCUUUGCUUGAACAUUCCGGCUGGCUUCCACCAAUCUGAACUCUAAAUGUAACCUUUGUCAACUGAACCACUUUGAUCUGGUAAAUGUCGCUUGACAUGUGUGAACUCACUCGCACCCUGUCGCCACCAAUUUCUGAAUCCCGGAAUGUAAAAGCAUUGUUAAAUAUGCAAAAUUAAAAAAAAUGUAAAUCUUC
This is a messenger RNA of Synchiropus splendidus (mandarinfish), 478 nucleotides long. It is a transcript of the gene tmsb4x, whose product is annotated as thymosin beta 4 X-linked. NCBI's taxonomy places the organism in Eukaryota, Metazoa, Chordata, Actinopteri, Syngnathiformes, Callionymidae. The coding region runs from base 149 to 274 and encodes 41 amino acids. Gene Ontology annotation, molecular function: actin monomer binding. Gene Ontology annotation, cellular component: cytoplasm. The transcript is spliced from 3 exons. Gene Ontology annotation, biological process: regulation of cell migration; actin filament organization. The record is from RefSeq and is a predicted model, not a curated record.